CACAUUUCAGUCAAGUCAAAGAAGAAAAAGCGGCAAAAAGGCGGAAGUCCUGUUUUUUUUUAAUGGACGAACUUUUCAUCCGGCGAGUUUGUUUUGAAGUUAAAGUUGGUGUUUGGGAGUGAAGUUACACUUGCAAAAAUGGUCUCCACCAUCCCCAACUUCGACGUGAGGCAGAAAGAUGCCGAUCAAGCCUUGGUCGUCGCCAUCUCGUCCUCUGCCGUGUUCGAGGCUGCCGAUGAAGGUGACGAGGUGCACGGCGUGGGCGUGGCCUUCCUACUGCUGCAGGCGUUGCAGAGUGUGAAUCGACGUCUUCUGGCGGAAAAUCCCGAGGAGUUGCUGCUCUUCGACGUGCUACUGAUCACCACCGACAGCAGGGGCCAGCGGCAGAGCGCUCGCAUCGUCAACAGCACCAGACAUUACGGUUUGGAAGUCAGCAGGUUCUGUUUUGCCAGCCAGGACGACUUCAUUGAGAGUUUGCUCCAAAACAAAGUGCAGCUUUUCCUGUCCACACAUCAAGAUGAGGUUUCACACGCCUCCCAAAGAGGUGUUCUGUCAGCGCUGUUGGACCAGCAGACGUCCUUGUGUCCAUCGGAGCAGCUCAGAGUCUUGUUCUGUGGCGACGAAAGCCCGACGCCGGCAGACAGCCAAGCUGCUCAGCAUUUCUGGUGUCGGUUGGGGGCCAUGCGGCGCCGGUUCGGCGUCUUCGACAGUCCACUCAGCAUCAUCGCUAUGACGUGCCGCGGCGGCAGGGACCGCUGCAGCGACGCGCUGAAGACGCUGCGUUCCCACGACGUCAGCGCAGAUGAGGCGUACUGCCUGGCGGGAGCGCCCCGCGGCCCCAUCCUGUCUGUGCUGCGUCCUCACUUCCUGCUCGGCGGCCUGCUGUGAUGCUGCUGCGUUGUCACGUGAGCACCUGAACACACCACCCCUCAAUGUCACAUGAGCACCUGAACACACCAUGCUCAUGCCACAUGUUAAUACCAAUUAUGUAAUCCUCCAAUUCUAUUGAUUUAUGUCCCUAUCUUUGAAUAAAGCCUCAAGAGGAAUAUUUGCUCCUUCAAAUAAUUAUUUAUGAAUAUUUCGUCUCAUAAAAAACAACAUAAAACCAUUGCAAACUUUUGAACUCGAAAAAUUAAAGAUGAUCUUUCAUGCACAUAUGCAUACAUUCUUAAAUAAUUCAAUAUUUUUAUGUUAAUGCAGUCCUUCUCAAAUAGUGGGUGGGUGCAGUGCAAAGCCAGGGCGUGCUUUAUCAGUAUCACGCUUGAAAAAGCUGCACUCCAAAACGUGCUCGUUGUAGCCAUUAACCCCGACUUCUUCAUUUUGAGUUUGAAUUGUAUUAUUAUUUAUUGAGUUUAUUUAAUUAAAUUUUUCACUAUCAGAUAGUUCAAGUCUGUCAAAAAUGUUUUAAUAGUUUAAAGUGGAAAUGCACUUUUUUUUAUUUUGCCUAUCAUUCACAAGCCUUAUGUGAGAAAAGAACACAUGUUUUUUAAUGCAUUCUAAAUCAUAAAUAAAGGAUAGCAAAAGUCAGCUAACCAUUCAGCUAAUGGGAGUCACUCUUUUCUGCCCAUGAAGCACUUAAAAAACAUCCCACAAUAUUAUUAUAUUAAAUUAUAUACACGCUAUAAGUAUAUAUAUAUAUAUAUAUAACGUAGUAACAAUAAUAAUAACAUGUAAUAUUUACAUAAUUUGAUCAUUUUAAGCAUUCGGCAGUGCAUUAAUUUCACACAAAUAAUCACUGCUUAGGGCUCAAUGCAGGCUUUUUGAGAAACAACAAACAUAAUAAAACAUCACAUACUGUUCAAUGUCUGCUCUCACUUGGAUGCCGACUGUUAGGAUGUUCAUAUAUUCCUGUUAACAUGAAGAAGGACUCUGAAUCCUCACGCCUUUUCAUCUCUUUUUCGCCAUUUCCGGCUCCAAAUUAGAUGCCAAAUGUGACCAACUUGUCAGAGUAUGUCCUCAUCCUUCUACUAUCCAGGUGAGAGGCAUUAUUUUUAUAAUCGAGAGUAAACUUUCACGAACUCCGAUGCGAGAAAGCAUCUCACCAGCUCAUGAUUGCUAAUACUUGUUAAUAUUCAGGUCACAACAUGUAAAGUUGUUUGUAUUUUUGGCGUCUUUUUUUAUGUUUUUUUUAAGGACUUUAUGGGCUCAAUAGUGUUCUCCAUUGUAAGCAAACUUUUAUGUAACUCUAUUAAUGAGUUAGAGUGCAAUAAAAAAAUAUACAUCCGUCUUCUUGUCUCUCAUACUAAUUGUAAACAACAACAGACAAAAUAGAAGAAAAAAAGAGCAGUUCCCAUUUAUUAGAUUUUUGUUUUACUUUCAGGGAAAUAUAUGCACUUUAAAUAUUUUCUGUUACAGACUACAAAAACAUGUUAAUAAAGGUUUUCUUUGUUAUAAAUUGA
This is a messenger RNA of Nerophis ophidion (straightnose pipefish), 2399 nucleotides long. RefSeq names its product cytosolic 5'-nucleotidase 1A. Gene Ontology annotation, molecular function: 5'-nucleotidase activity; magnesium ion binding; nucleotide binding. Gene Ontology annotation, cellular component: cytoplasm; cytosol. NCBI's taxonomy places the organism in Eukaryota, Metazoa, Chordata, Actinopteri, Syngnathiformes, Syngnathidae. Bases 139 to 888 code for a protein of 249 amino acids. The record is from RefSeq and is a predicted model, not a curated record. The transcript is spliced from 6 exons. Gene Ontology annotation, biological process: adenosine metabolic process; nucleotide metabolic process.